Molecule: messenger RNA, 5293 nt
Organism: Anarrhichthys ocellatus (wolf-eel)
Lineage: Eukaryota; Metazoa; Chordata; Actinopteri; Perciformes; Anarhichadidae
Product: microtubule-associated protein 4-like
Exons: 17
Coding region: 134-3499 (1121 amino acids)
Biological process (GO): microtubule cytoskeleton organization; neuron projection development
Cellular component (GO): neuron projection
Molecular function (GO): microtubule binding
Source: RefSeq, a predicted model, not a curated record
GUUCUGGCACCAGUCUGCUCUGCAAGCAGCGAAAGGUGGAGAGAUUUUCACCUUCACGCGCGCUGACUGUCACACACACAGAUACGAACGCACUCUGUGACAAAAACGGGACACAUCGAAACGCAACAGGACUAUGGACCUGAGCCUGCGAGACGCUCUGGGCGGAGGUGGGGUCCCAGGCGGGGCCCCCGCUGAGGCCCUGCUGAAGAGAGACUUCGUGGCCUCGCUGGAGAAGGAGAGCUACGAUGACAAGGUGGGGGAGACGGUCUCCAAGAGCGACUACCGGCCCUUACUGGACGGAAAGGACACCAAGAGCGGUCCAGGGAUGAUGUCGUCAAAGAUGUCAUCAGGUGGACGCCAAGACCCACCAGGACAGCCUGCCUUCGGCUCUGACUACCUGUCUGGUCCUAUGAUGGGUGGGAGGACAGAUCAAUGGAGCAUGAACAAGACAAAGGACAACAGCAUGCCUGACUCAUUUCUAGGCUUUUCUCAGUCUGGGAUGGGAGGGACCGUGGGGUCCGGCCUGCCACCGUUCCAGACCAGUAUGAGCACCACUCUCGGCCAGACUGGGAUGGGUUCGGCCAUGGACACCCAGAAGAGUUUGGGUCUAUUUGGCGUGGACAACAAAACCACCAGCAACACCAGUGGAAGCAGUCCGUUUAAAACCAGCGAUCUGUUUUCGUCUGGCGGCCCGGGAAUCCACUCCAUGGAUCACUCUACAGCUCCCAUCCUCUCUCCCAGCGGCUCAAUGGACGACAGCAGUCCCACCUCCUCCGACCCCCUCAGCCCCGAGAGAGUGGGGCCGGGGGGCGAGGCUAGCAAGGGAGAACAGAGGCGGCGGAAGAAGAAGAGGAAGGGCCGUGACCACGUCUACGACUUCUUGGCAAGCCAGAAGAAUAAUGUCGGCCAAUCAGACAAGGAUGGGAUGCAGGAUAAGGGCGGACCGGAGGCGGAGGAGGACGAGGAGGAGGACGAGGAGGAGAACUGGGAGUUGGAGAUCAGAGAGAGUGGAGGAGGGGGUAGGGUGAAAGGCAGGAAGACUAAGAGUCGGGCAAGACUUCCAGAGGAGUGGGGAGUGCCCCAGCAGCCCAGCUCUCCUGCGCCGGCUGCAGUCGCUCCCACCUGGGCUACAACUGCCAACUCUGGUCCUUUUGACUCCAAAGCUCCAGAUUCAAAGCCCAGCCCUGUUUUGCCCUCUGCCCCUGCACAAAUACCCACCAGUUUCACCAACCGUUCCCAUGCUAGCCUUGUAACAGAUGCAUCUCCACGCUCUUAUGAGCCGAUGUGUGUAGACGAUUUCCCCUUGUCUGAUAAAGAUGGUCCAAAAGCAAAUCAAGGGAAUGUUUCGGCGAGCAAACCUGAACAUAACAGCACAACGGCUAGUGUUGCCAUCAAGAGUAGUCCAGCUGGGGAUGUUGGUGGUUGUCUAGCAUUGAUGACCGGGGAAAAUCUGAGCACCGUCUCCCAGACCUUCUCCUUCCUGGAUUCAGUCCUCCAGACCUCUCCUGACUCGCAGACCACCACCCCUAUUACCAACACCCCUUCCCUUGCUACGACUGCCCUGACUAAGUCCACCCCAACAGAAAUCCCUGCUUUACAAGCCACUUCUGUUUUCAACCCUUUCAAGAUCACUCCAGACCUCCCUCUCCCUCCUACUUCCGCUUUGUCCACCAAGCCAUCACCAUUAGCUUCUGUAGGAACACGCCCUCCAACAACUGUGGUGGGAUCAGCCCUCAACGUCGAUGCCAAGCCGUUUGUCCCCAUGGCCACACUCUUGUCCUCCACAGCCACACCCAGUUUGACUGCAGCUACCGCCUCCGCUACCACUUCAGCCACGCCCCUUAUCCCCUCAGCUUCUCCCUGUAAGAAGGAAGCCACCCCCACAGCACCGUCAGUCACUCCCCCCAAAAGUGUAGCCACACCCUUUAGCUCAGCAACAGUCACUUCCCCACCACCCAUCACCCCCACAGCCCCUCCUUCUCUCCCUGCACACUCAGAGCACCAGGAGUCCUCGCCGACACAGCUUCCCCCACUGGAAGUGAAAUCGGACAAGCAGGAGAAGACGGACAUCAUGUCCGGCAAGGCGGACAAGUUCGACAACUUUGACAAGAAAGAGAAGGACGAGCAGCAGAAGAAGGGCACCAGCCCGGACAAGAACCAGAAGUCUGAGAAGAUCCUCAAAGACGAGGUGGAGAAGAUGAACGCGGAGAAAAGCAACAAGGCCAACGAGAAGGCCGAGAAGGUGGACAAGCCGGAGAAGACCAACAAAGACGACAAGAAGGAGGAGGAGAAGAAGGAGGAGAAGGGGGGGAAAGGGACGGCCAAGUCUCUGGCAGGAGACGGCGGCAAGACCCUGCCGAGCCCCGACGGCAAGAGCAAGCCUGAAGUGGGUUCAACUAAGCCAAACCCUACCAAAUCCCGCCCAUCCACCCUCUCCACCAAUGGCGAGGCCAACUUGGCCAAACGCCCCUCCCCCACCACAGCCAAUAAAAAAAGCCCUGUACCCAAGGCGACCACACCCACCGCCGCCAAGCGGCCACCGACGGCAACUGGCUCCGCCAAGACUCCUGAAAAUGAGAAACGCCCACCUGUGCCAAAGGUCGCGUCCACGCCCCGCAAGAACGGCUCCUCUGCGACGCCUGCAAGUAAAACUGCUGCAAACAAGAAUGACAAGACUGACAACAAGACGGGAGAGAACAAGAAACCCAAGACUACAGCUCGUCCUCGCCCGGCCUCCACCAUCACUCCUGCCGCCUCCACUAAUGGCGAAGCCUCUCACCGCCGCCGCGUCAUCACUAAGCCCCCCGUGCCCAAGCAGACCCCGAUGGAGAAGAAGCCGCCGGUGCCCCGUGCUCCUCGAAGCCCCCGACCCAUCAACGCUCCUACACCCGACCUGAAGAACGUCCGCUCCAAGAUCGGGUCAAUCGACAACAUCAAGUACCAGCCCGGUGGAGGAAAGGUCUCCUCCACCCCGAACAACAAGGCAUCAGACCCCGCCACCCCCGCCGCCAAGGCCAGAGUUCAGAUAGUGCACAAAAAGCUGGACUUCAGCCAUAUCACGUCUCGCUGUGGCUCCAAGGACAAUAUCAAACAUGUCCCUGGAGGUGGCAAAGUGCAGAUCCAGUACAAGAAGGUUGAUUUAAGCAAGGUGACGUCCAAAUGUGGCUCAAAGGACAACAUCAAACAUAAGCCAGGUGGAGGUGAUGUGAAGAUUGAGUGCCAUAAGCUAAACAUUAAAGCUAAGUCUAAGAUUGGAUCCAUGGACAACGUGGGGCCAGGCAACGAGCAGACCAACGGACACAAGGAGGAGAAAGCAGAGGAGAAGACAUCUUCACCCCAGAGUGGCGCUCCGACAACAGGACUGGCGGGUGUUGCUAAGGCAACGGCACCAGGAGGUGUUGGCAAGGAGAAUGGGGUGAAGGAGGCCACACCCACUCCUUUCGGGGGAGACGGACUGAGGGAGCAUAGCAUAGACAAACGCAUCACUGAGACAAAUUGAGUCCCAGUGACCAGUAGAUUUUGGCGGGACACGCAUGGCGCUCGUCGACCGACCAACCAACCUACCACGGCGCAGUCACUUCCCUUUGGCCCCGCCCUUCAUCUCGCCCACCGCAGCACCAAACUGACCGAUCGCCUCUCUGUGUUUCUCUGGGGGUUUCGCCUGCCGGCUUCCUGCUACCAACCCCUGACCGUUGACCUCUCAACGGUUGACCUUUGGCCCCGCCUACCACAGAGAAGAGCACUUCCUGUUUGUCUGUGUUUCUUGGGGUUCCGCCAGCUUCUCGGCUGAUAAAAUUCCCUUGUAAGCACUGAUUUAGAGGACUUAAACCCCAAAUUUAACACCCCCACAAUAAACCCACUAUUGUAGUCAAUGCUAACGGAAGUAUAUUGAACAUAGCCAGUCUUAGAAUAUUUCCACCUAUGAGUCUUAUACUGUUUUAACACUCUGAGGCUGAUCUAUGGUCCCUCCUACAGGCCUUCAAAAUUCAAAACCACUUUGAUCUUCAAACCUUGUUAGCAGACCUUGCUAGCGCCCAUUCUUAGUCCAUGUCCACUUAGCCCCUGACCACACUAACCAGCUGAAGGCCUGGCAAGUCUGCUUUAAAUCUACACAUCUACAGUAUCUACAGCAAUGCACGUUGUCAAGUCAAACAUUAUCUCCCAAUACAUCUCUUACAUCAUUGCACCAGUUUGUCUCACCCAGAUGUAUGACAACAAUGCUUCUUUAUCUUCAGCAGUAGCAGCGAUCAGCGCAGAGGACCGGGGCUUAUGUGGAGUAGAGAGGAUACUAUUGGAGACGUUUGGAAACGGAUCUGAAGGUGGGGUUCCAAAUCAGUGCAGAAAGUCAGAGUUUAGGAUGUCAGACGAUUCCUGUUUUAGGUUUCAAGAAAAGAUGCAUUCAAUGACAGUACAGUACAGAAAUGUAGAGGCUAUAACAAAGCAGACGGCUUUUGCCACAAUUGGAAACAUCAUUUAAUGAUGUGAUUAGUGCACGAGAAUCAUCAAGAGGCGAAAAGUGAUGGGGCUGCUCUUACCUUGGCUCAAGAAGAAUUUGGCACUGAACACAGGUAUUUGAUCUUGAAGUGGAAUGAGUUGGGAUCACAGUAUUUAACCUUGAAGGGUCUGAUCUUGAAAAGGACUACUCAACCCUUUAGAGUAAGUGUUAAACCUUGGAGUUCAACUGCUAGCUGCUGCACCUUUUAGUCAACAUGAAUGAGUCAAUACACAGAAUACUGAAUGUUACUGCGGACAACAUGACCCAUCAUGUCACACAGGCUGCUGGGUAAAGGCCUGGUCACGCCAACACAUCAAAUGGCGGGAUUUUAUCAAUUUGUGACAAUGGAAUCGGCAUGAUCUGCGAUUAAGGUCACGCGGUGUAAGUAAAACCAUGCAAAAUUCAGUCCUGGUCACGUGGUCGUAGCAUAAGUCCACAAACUACUGUGGGUGUUACAGAAAAACAGACCAAAAAUAAAGCACCGUUUAAUGUGUAAGACUUACAAACCCCUUAACCUUUAUUGAUAAAAAAGCUCAUACACUCUUAUGUCCGACCAUUUGCGUGGCAUAAAGUUUGGGGGCACUUAACCCUUUAGUCUUCUCAAUAAGACUAUUUCUGAGGGGUUGAACCCAAACCUCCCAUGUAUCCUUCCGUCCCACAGUAGACUCUCCUGUGAGCGGCCCCAGCAGUCCCCCUGAGAUGUGUGCAGCAUUCACAGUUCACAUAUGGCUAUCAGAGACAGACAGACAGACAGACAGUGCCCUCUUUCUCUUGCUCAUGUGGUACUUCCUGGUCAUG